This is a messenger RNA of Punica granatum (pomegranate), 1772 nucleotides long. Lineage: Eukaryota; Viridiplantae; Streptophyta; Magnoliopsida; Myrtales; Lythraceae. The record is from RefSeq and is a predicted model, not a curated record.
UCUCUCAGACAUUCGCAAGGCUUUCCGAUCUCUCUCUCUUCGCGUGAAUUCAUCACCGGCCGAAGAUAUUUGGCGUUACGGUUCCGAUGGGGAGGGAGGAGCUGUACAUCACGGUGCCGAGCCUGUUCCGGUGCCCCAUCUCCCUCGACGUCAUGAAGUCGCCGGUGAGCCUCUGCACCGGCGUCACCUACGACCGCUCCUCCAUCCAGCAUUGGCUCGAGUCCGGCCACGAUACCUGCCCAGCAACGAACCAGCCCCUCCCUUCCAAGGACUUCGUUCCCAAUCUCACCCUUCACCGCCUCAUCAACCUCUGGAUCCACUCCUCCGCCUUCUCCUCCUCCUCCUCCCCCCGCCGCCCCGCCGCCGGCACCUCUUCCCCCUCCUCCCCCUUGACGCUCCUGCCUCCGGUGGUCUCGAGCUGCAAGAUCCGCGAGCUGGUCGCCGGCAUUGCCAGAGAACCGCAAGCUGCCGGCGUGGACGAAUUCGAGAAGAUCGCGCAGUUCACGAGCUACUGCGAGGAGAACCGGCGGUUCCUUGCCAACCUCCCCGACUCCGUCGAGGCUAUCCUCCGUGUGCUGGUCAGAAAAGGCGGACAAAUCGAGGUCAUUGAGUCCGCCGUUAGGGUUUUGGACUGGAUUUUGCUGGAGAACGGAGUGAGAGAGCGGAUUCACCGGUUGAUCGUCAGAAGCGACUACGAGAAAUUCUUCGAUUCAAUCCUCUCGGUCCUCCGGAAUGGAAGGCUCGGCUCGAAGGUCCAAUCGGCUAGGGUUUUGGAGCUGAUCGCAUCGAACGCCGAAUCGAGACGGACCAUCGGUGAGAAAGAGGCUAUCCUUUCCGCUCUAGUGCACCUCCUGAGGACAGAGUCCGAUAUGUUGCUAGCGGACGCCGUCCUAUCGUUGCUGAUAUCGCUAUCGGUGACUCGGUCCAUCAAGGCUCAGCUGGUCCAGCUCGGGCUUGUCCCCAUCCUAUCUAGGAUCAUCUCCGAUCCCAACACCGCCAAUCCAGCAGCGGAGAGAGCCAUCAAGAUGGUCCACCUUGUCUCCGCGCUCGCAGAGGGGAGGAUAGCGAUAAGCGAGGACCCAACCUGCGCCGUGGCGGUCCUGGACAGGCUGAUGAAGGUACCGAGGGCAGCAAAGGAGGAAGGCGUGGCGGUGCUUUGGGGCAUGUGCUGCGCGUACAGGGACGGCAGGGUGAAGGAGAGGGUGGGGAGGGCGAACGGGGUGACAAAGCUUCUGGUUGUGAUGCAGAGCGAAGGGGACGCCGGAGUGGUGAAGAGGAUGUGUGGGGACCUGGUGAAGGUCCUCCGAGGCGUGGCAAUGGUGGAUCCGUCCUCGUCUUCCGGGUACGGCAGGCUGGCAAGCCUCGAGACCAAGACGACCCAUAUCAGGCCUACUGAAACAGAUAGAUGGGAAAUUCCACCGUUCAUGUCAUUAACGGCUCAUUACGGCGGGGCCGGGAAGAUCACUUGAUCGGCGUGCGAUCAAUACCAUGUGUGGAUCCAACCGUCAACAAAUCGUCAUCGGUUUCUCGUAUUCGAUUGCAUCUCUUUGUGAUUUACUGAUUUUCUUUCUGCAGAGAUUCUUAGGACAGACAGUGGAUAGAUUGACAAUUCUUUGGAGUGGGGAAGGCGAAAUUAGUCUAACGUAGUGAUUACAAAACAGAGACAGGGAAGAUGGAAGUUGUUGAAUUUCUUGUAAUUAAACAUCACAGUGUCCAAAUGUUGUUACCACAGAUUUUAUAAUGCAAAAGGCUCCAAUGGUUCUCUUACGUUU